AAAUUACUAGCCAACGGCAUCUCAAGUCAUUUUAGAGUGAACCUGACGAGUAGAAUUUCUCUCUCCACCUGUCUGUGUGUGUACUCAGAAGACAGAAACCUCAAUUGAUCGAUCAGAUCCGUCAUGGAUUUUUCAAAUCUGUAUUCGCUGAAGACCCACCAAAUCUCAAGGUCCCUUGCAGAAUGUCGGGCAAGUCAUUGACGAGGUCGGCAGCACUGUACUGAAAGGAACCGCCCAGAUCAUCUCCCAAGUUAAGAACGCGAUCCUUUCCGUUGAUCUCUAAUCCGAUUCUGAUAACAACAGUGGUAGCAAUCCUAAUUAUUAUAGUACCCUACAGAGCUUAAAUUCUAAGCCGUACAGUAGGUUUGGGACCCUUUCCUGUGAAAUCUCUCUCUUUUCUCGCCCUUUCUCAUCUGCAUUCUUUGACUUGUUUGGGGCUUUUUCCUUCAUCAAAUCAAGACCACAGCUUCCAAUUUCCACCAUUUUUGGCAUCUCUCAAUCUUGUCGGGAGGAACUUUCAUGUGCUGCUAUUUUCCAGGUUUCCACCAUUUUCUCUUUGGAUUGAGUUUCUUUCUAAAGUUUUUGGGCGCUCGGAUUUUUUUAGAAUUUUCUUUCUGGUACAAGUCUUUCCGAGGGGUUUGUGGCCAUGAUGAUUGCGCAAAAGCAGAGCCAUACUAUGUUUUUCGUUUUCAUUAAAAUGACUUGAGAUGCCCUUGACUACUUAAUUUUUGACAUCCGUAACCACCACCAUUAAAUGGCGUCUUUCUGCAGGUAAAUAAAAAGAAUAAAAGAAUAAAAGAAAGACAUGUAAGGUGUGCAGUGUCAGCAUGAACAGUAGGCUGACGAGUAGAAUUUCUCAUAUAUUUCUGUUCCAAUUUAGCACAGCCCUAGUCCGUCUUCCUCUCAUCCUUCCUCCCUUGUGUACCUUUACCUCCUCCUGAGCUUCAAUCAGCCGCUUCUCCCACAAAGCUUCAUCGUCACCCCUCUCUCUCUCUCUCUCAACAAAUCGGUGUUCAUUUUCUAUAACCUCUUUCUAGUUGAGCGAUUUGAAUAUGAACAUGAUUAAAUCGUUGUAAAAGUUGGUGUUCGAUUUGCUUGUAAACUAUUAAGAGAAUUUUGAUGGAUUCCAAUAAUUGGAGGCCCACCUCAGGCCAAGGCCCUGUAGGAGCGAUAGGAGGUGGAGGAGGAGUAGGAGAACCCACCAUGGACGCCCGCGAUUGGAGGACCGAAUUGCAGCCCGAUGCUCGGCAAAGAAUUGUCAGCAAAAUUUUCCUUGUGCCUGUAUGGCUGGUUACUUAUUAAGGAUAUCUCUUAUGUUGGUAGAAUGGAUACACUGAAGAGGCAUCUACCCUUUUCUACUCAAGAAGGUUUACAGGAACUCAGGGAAAUGGCUAUCAGUUUUGAGGAAAAGACUUUUACUGCUGCCACAAGUCAGGGAGACUACCUACGAAAAAUAUCUCUAAAGAUGCUUCCAAUGGAAACGAAGUCUCAGAAUCCUCCAGCCAAUUCUUUGCCGUCCAACUCUGCUGGCAAUGGCAAUAGGCCCCCAGAUCUGGGCCAAGGCCCUGUAGGAGGGAUAGGAGGUGGAGGAGGAGUAGGAGAACCCACCAUGGACGCCGGCGAUUGGAGGACCGAAUUGCAGCCCGAAGCUCGGCAAAGAAUUGUCAGCAAAAUAAUGGAUACAUUGAAGAGGCAUCUACCCGUUUCUGGUCAAGAAGGUUUACAGGAACUCAGGAAAAUAGCUAUCAGGUUUGAGGAAAAGAUUUUUACUGCUGCCACAAGUCAGGGAGACUACCUACGGAAAAUAUCUCUAAAGAUGCUUACAAUGGAAACAAAGUCUCAGAAUCCUCCAGCCAAUUCUUUGCCGCCCAACUCUACUGGCAAUGGCAAUAAGCCCCCAGAUCCGGGGAUGUCUGGUAUGCAAUCCCAACUUCACAAUCAAGGGCAACCACUUCCUAUCCCACUUUCAGCUAAUCCGUCACAAUCACGGCAACUGUUAUCGCAGAACAUUCAGAAUAGCGUUUCGUCUGCUGGAGUUCAAGCCACUCCAACUUUACCAUCUGCACUGCCUCCUGCCUCUAGCAUAAACCAGACUUCUAUCCCAAAUGCUGUCAGCCAGAAUACCAAUGUGCAGAAUAUAUCUGGAACUUCACAGAACUCAGUGGGGAAUUCAAUGGGUCAGGGGAUUCCCUCCAACAUGUUUGCAAAUAAUCCGCGGCAAAUGCAAGGAAGACAACAAGUUGUUUCCCAGCAGCAGCAGCAGCAACAGCAACAGUCACAGAAUCCACAGCAGUAUAUGUACCAACAGCAGUUACAACAACAUUUCUUGAAGCAGAAGUUCCAGCAGGCAAACAUCCCACAUUCACUUGUGCAAUCUCACAUUCAGCAACAGCAAAAUCUAUUGCAAACCAAUCAGAUGCAAUCUCCUCAGCAAUCGGUCAUGCAAACAUCAUCUGUCAUGCAGCCUUCUCUCUCUGGUCUUCAGCAGAAUCAGCAGCCAUCUAUUCAACAGGCGACACAUUCCAUGCUUCAGCAACAUCCGCCUUCAGUUCUUAGGCAGCAGCCGCAACAGGCAGCUGUUAUUCAUCCACAGCAAGCACCAAUGCAGCAUCAGUCAAUAUUGCCUCCACAGCAGCCAAAUGCUGCAAAUAUGCAACAGAACCAAUUAAUUGCACAACAGAGUGUGGUUGGGGACAUGCAACAGCAACAGAGGUUGCUUGGCCAGCAGAAUAAUCUUCAGACUAUGCAGCAGCAACAGCACCAACAACAAUUAAUGGCUCAGCAAAACAACUUCUCUAGUAUGAAUCAGCAACAGUUGGGCUCUCAAAGUACUGUUUCUGGAUUACAACAGCAGUUACUUGGAGCUCAGUCUGUUAACUCAAGUAUGCAAACUACUCAGCAUGCAGUACACAUGCUACCGCAGUCCAAAAUUCCAGUGCAGCAACCACCACAACAAAGCACAUCUAGUUUGUUAGCAACUCAAGUACAGCCAUCGCAAUCACAACCACAGCCUCCACAGCAGCAAUUGAUGUCUCAGAUUCAGUCACAACCUUCACAAUUGCAACAACAGUUGGGUAUGCAACAGCAGUCAAAUUCAUUACAAAGGGAUAUGCAGCAAAGGCUUCAAGCAUCAGGUCAACCAUCGAGUACCUUACUUCAACCACAGAAUGCACUUGAUCAGCAGAAGCAGUUAUAUCAAAGAGCCGUUCCAGAUACAUCGUCGACAUCUCUUGAUUCGACAUCUCAGACAGGGAAUGCAAAUGGGGGUGAUUGGCAAGAGGUCUAUCAAAAGAUCAAAGCUUUGAAGGAGACGUACUUGCCUGAAUUAAAUGAAAUGUACCAGAAAAUCGCUAUAAAAUUGCAGCAGCAUGAUUCUCUCCCACAACAACCAAAGUCAGAGCAGCUUGAGCGGUUUAAAAUGUUUAAGGCUAUGUUGGAGCGUAUUAUUGCAUUCUUACAGGUUUCCCAAAGCAAUACAUUACCCAAUUGUAAGGAGAAGUUGGUAUUCUAUGAGAAGCAGAUAUUAAAUGUUGUAAACACAAACAGGCCCAGGAAGCCUGUUUCCUCACUGCAGCAAGGACAGCUUCCCCCGUCUCACAUGCACUCCAUGCAGCAAUCACAAUCUCAAAUUACUCAAAUUCAGCCCCAUGAAAGUCAAAUGAACCCUCAGUUGCAAUCAAUGAGCUUACAAGGUUCUGUGGCGACAAUGCAGCAGAACAGUAUGACAAGCUUGCAGCAUAAUUCUAUGUCUUCUUUAUCUGGGGUUUCGACCACACAGCAAAACAUGAUGAACUCAUUGCAGCCUGGUACCAAUUUGGACUCAGGACAGGGCAAUACAAUGAGCCAAGUACAGCCGGUGGCUAUGGGGUCUCUACAACAAAACCCUGUGACUUCUUCCCAACAGGCAAACGUCAGCACCUUGUCCUCGCAGAGUGGAUUAAAAGGGCUACAGCCAAACAUCAAUCCUCUUCAGUCAAAUUCCAAUAUCCUUCAACAACAGCAUCUGAAACAACAGCAGGAACAGCAAAUGCUGCAGGCACAACAAAUUCAUCAGCGUCAGAUGCAGCAUCAAUUGAUGCAGAAGCAGCAAAUAAUGCAACACCAACAACAGCAGCAGCAUCAACAGCAGCAGCAGCAGCAGCAGCAUCAACAGCAGCAGCAGCAGCAUCAGCAACAGCAGCAUCAGCAACAGUUACACCAACAACCAAAGCAGCAGCUGGCAGCACAGUUGCAUACACACCAAAUUUCCCAGAUUCAUCAAAUCAAUGAUGUAAGUGACCUUAAAAUGAGACAGGGGUUGGGUGUUAAGCCAGGGGUCUUUCAGCAACAUCUAUCUGCAGGCCAGCGUGCUGCUUAUUCCCACCAACAGUUAAAAUCAGGAGGUUCAUUUCCUAUAUCUUCACCCCAACUCCAGGUUGCGUCCCCACAGAUACUGCAACACUCUUCUCCACAGAUUGAUCAGCAAAAUGUCUUAUCAUCCCUCACUAAAGUUGGAACACCUCUGCAAUCAGCAAGCUCACCUUUUGUUGUCCCAUCUCCUUCUACUCCUUUGGCUCCUUCUCCUAUGCCUGGGGAUGCUGAGAAACCUAUUUCUGGUGUUUCUUCACACUCAAAUGCUGGAAAUAUUGGGCACCAACAGACAAGUGGUGUGGGAGCACCAGUUCCAUCCCUUGCCAUUGGCACCCCUGGGAUAUCGGCCUCACCUUUGCUCGCUGAGUUUACUGGUCAAGAUGGCACUCUGGGCAAUGCUUUGAUGAAUGUUUCUGGAAAGUCAAGCAUUACAGAACAACCUCUUGAACGUUUAAUUAAAGCGGUAAAAUCAAUGUCACCUAAAGCAUUGAGUGCCUCUGUUAGUGACAUUGGUUCAGUUGUGAGCAUGAUUGAUAGGAUAGCAAGUUCAGCACCAGGUAAUGGAUCCAGGGCUGCUGUUGGUGAGGAUUUGGUUGCCAUGACAAAGUGCCGCCUCCAAGCAAGAAAUUUCAUCACACAAGAUGGAACCAAUGGGACAAGGAAAAUGAGGCGCUACACAAGUGCCAUGCCCUUAAGUGUUGUUUCGUCAGCUGGCAGUAUGAAUGAUAAUUUCAAGCAGCUGAUGGGUUCAGAGACGUCUGACCUGGAGUCAACUGCAACUUCUAGUGUCAAGAGGCCUAGGAUCGAGGCUAAUCCCGCCCUUUUAGAAGAAAUAAGGGAGAUAAACCAGGGACUUAUUGACACAGUUGUUGAUAUCAGUGAUGAAGAUGUCGAUCUUACUGCCACAGCUGCUGCUGCUGACGAGGGUGAAGGAACCAUUGUCAAGUGCUCUUUCAUUGCCGUGGCUCUCAGUCCAAACUUGAAAUCUCAGUACACUUCUGCACAAAUGUCACCGAUUCAGCCAUUAAGAUUGCUUGUUCCCUCAAAUUAUCCAAAUUGCUCCCCGAUUCUCUUGGACAAAUUUCCAGUUGAAGUCAGUAAGAAGUAUGAAGAUCUUUCGGUGAAGGCAAAGUCGAGGUUUAGCAUAUCUUUACGAACCCUUUCACAACCCAUGUCGCUUGGCCAGAUAGCAAGGACUUGGGAUGUUUGUGCUCGAGCGGUUAUUUCCGAGCAUGCACAGCAGAGUGGCGGGGGUACUUUCAGCUCAAAAUAUGGGACUUGGGAGAACUGCUUGAGCGCUGCAUGACCAUCUUUGUGGGUUGUAGACCCACACAAAGUUACCAUUGCUAGAGUUUGCUACAAUCAACCUUUGAUGCAGAGUUUGCUGCAGCUGCGACUGGCAAACAGUUUUUGAAAAUAAGACUUACAUUAGCUGCCAUGCUUAUCAAGGGAUAUAGACGUAGGUAGUUGUUUGUAGAGAAGUUUGUCAAUUGUCAACUUCAAUCUUCCUGGAUUGAAGACGAGACUUGGUUUAAUAAUGUAUAUUGUAGAACACAGAAUUAAUACCGCAUUAUAGAAAUGUAUUCUGGCUUGUUUCGUGUUGUAAGCACGCAGCAGUCUGUAAUUUUUGCCAGUUCUAAGGAUAUUUCAAGUAUAUUAUAUAUUU
This is a messenger RNA of Carya illinoinensis, 6016 nucleotides long. RefSeq names its product mediator of RNA polymerase II transcription subunit 15a-like. The record is from RefSeq and is a predicted model, not a curated record. The transcript is spliced from 15 exons. NCBI's taxonomy places the organism in Eukaryota, Viridiplantae, Streptophyta, Magnoliopsida, Fagales, Juglandaceae. Gene Ontology annotation, molecular function: transcription coactivator activity; chromatin DNA binding. Gene Ontology annotation, biological process: regulation of DNA-templated transcription. Bases 1241 to 5656 code for a protein of 1471 amino acids.